GCGUGCACAGACCAGCACAGGGGAAUCCACGGUUUAUCGUUGCAGAGAUAAGUGAGGUGCUAUAAAAUAAAAGAACGACAUAAAAAAUAAAAUAGUUCACGACUUUCGAAAUAGUUGUACACAGUAUUACUUCAAGGAAAAAACAUUUAUUGUUUGUUCUUUAAGAUUAAUUAGACGAAAUAAUGGUUAAAGACACUCCGACUUUUAAUACCACGCCUGCAGGAAGUUAUCCGCCUCCUGGCUUUGCUCCACCUCUCCAAAUGCACAAUCCAACUGUUAUAAGUGCGCCACCACAAAGUUCUUUUGGACCGGUUAGUAAGAUGAUGACAUGUCCUUACUGCAACAGUCAGAUCAGCACUAAAGUAGUUGCAAAUGCUACAACGAAGACCCACUUAAUUGCACUACUACUUUGUCUUUGCUUGUGUUGGUGUUGUGUAUGCUUACCGUAUUGUAUGGAUUCAUGUCGAAAUCAAAAUCACUAUUGUCCCAACUGCGAGGCUUUCUUGGGAACAUACACCAACUAACGAUCGUUUUAAAUAAGAAGUAUGGUACCUUUGUUACCUGCGAUUAGUAUAAUAGUUUAUAUUUUUUUUAAGAUGUUUAUCAUGGCUGGUUUUUCAUAAAAGUAUUUUAAUAAUUGCGUUUGUAUUAAAUAUGUUAUUGUACAUUUCAAAGCAAAGAUUUUGUUCUAUAGUACAUAUAAUUUUUUACCAUACUCACCCCUAUCGAAAGUAAGAUAGAUUCAAUAAAAAAGGGCUACUCUCUUAAAUAUUUUCAGUGAAUAGUAACUGAAAAUCAGUAACUAUUCAAAUGGCAACAGUGCCAAGUGCGUAAGUGAAAUUCAGUUACGUUCACUGAAAAAAUCGGUUGCAUAUAGUGACGAGGAUAUGGAAUUUCACUUAUGUCAUCAGUAAUUAUUUACUUAUGUUACCAGUAAUUUAUCGAUAAGGAUAACGGCUAAAUAAUUAGUAAUUAAUUUUUCAAUAUAAUUUAACGAACUUACAAAAUAUACGUACAACAUCAGUAAAAAAAUAGUUAAGAUAGUUAAUAUGAAUAAAAGAGUAGUUCAAAAUAAUAUAUUUUUAAAAAAGUAUUUUUAUUAUCUUAAGUGGUCAUCUUCAAUAUGUGAAAUAUUAAUUUGCACUGACGAUACUACACUGCCUGGCUUAACUUCCAUUUUAUAUGACGAUGCAUUACGCACUAUUUUCAAAAUUUGGUAAUUAAAACGAAAGCUUUAUAAGGAAAAAAUUUCAAUAUCGUUGCUAAAAAUGGGUUGGGAAAUUGUGCCUUACGAAAUGUUUUAUUCAUUUCCUUCAACGGCCUGGUAUACAAAAAACUCAAAAUUUAUUUCUUAAGGGGCUUCAGUAGCACAACGAAAGUUUUUAAAGAAGAAAAAGGCGGAGAUAUGGUCGGAAUUAUUCGUAAUUAAUCGCUCUAUAUUGCUAUUUUGUUCUAUUAAUUAUUUAAUAACUUACUCUUCAACUGUGAAAUUAAUGUACGUUUGUGACAUUUUUGUGUUAUAACCUUAAAAAAGAGUAAUUCAUUAACUACUUACAAGUUCAGUGUUUGUAUAGUUUUAUAUAAUCAUUUUAACAUACAAAUAAACAGAUAUUAGAUUAUUUUACUAAACUAUAUGAAAUUAAAUGUAAAACAAAUAACUUUAUACUUACUUGCUCAAGAAUAAAAACAAUACCCACACAACUGCUCCAUAAAUCAUAAUAGACAGUAGCACUACCGGUGGCGUAAAAAAUUAUCAAAUUUUACUGAGAAAAUCUAUUAAAUAACAAAAUUACUGGCUCUUCAGUAAUUUCCCUAUUUAACUGAAAAAAGAAAAAACAGUAAUCAUUCACUGACAAUAUUAAAGAGAGUAACAUUCCUACCGGGUAAGAAAACUAGAAUGUGCCAUUAAUAAUAUUGAUAUAUAUUUUUUCUACCAUUUUUCUUUCUUCAUUAAAAUAGAUUGUUAAAUAAUGUGAAGCAACUUGCUACAAUUCUUUUCGUUUGUUAGUGACUGACUUAGUGUGUUACAUUGGAACUGUUUCUGUUGUUAGUACUCGCCAGUCACGCCACUGUUGAUUAAUAAUAACUCGCACGAAUUUUUUCUAUGCAAAACAAAUUCACAAGUCACGUGCAUUGGAUUUAUAUUAAUUUACAAUAUGGCGAACAAGACUUUAAACUAUAUCAAUAUUACAGCAAAAUAGAUCUUUUAGUUACCUGUAGUCCAGACAAGUUGGACCUUUGAGUGAUACAUUUGGAAUAGACCUGAUCUUUGCAUGUAAAUUAGUAACAAAUUACAUACAUCAUUAAUAAAUUUGUGCGUACGCUCAGAAAUGUAAGGAAGUUUGUUUAUAAUUAAUUUAAGGUCGUUUUUUCUGUUUUUUUUUUCUAUAACAUUUUUCGACUAAAUCAUUAAAAAAAAUAUAUAGAAUAAAGAAGAGAACGUUACUUAGAAUCACUUUUUCCGUAAGGGUAAGGAGGUUCGAUUUUUCAGUUAUAAAUUUUCUUCAAUAAAUGAGGAUUUAUCGAGAAAAAGCGAUUUCUUUUGAUAAUCUCACAUAUAGGAAGUAUACUUCUAUCAUAUCCCAUCAUUAAAAUUAUAUUUAUAUUUUAAAGUUAUUUUUGACUAUUUGUUUGUCAAUUCGAUUUUUAGGGAAUACUUUUACUGGUCCCAAAUUAAAGGUUUUUUAUUACAUUUUAUAAUUUUUUUAUAAAAUUGUUAAAAAUUAAAAAACCUUUUAGGGCCUAUUAUAAUACACUUCCUACAUAUUCGUAACGGAUCAAUAAAUGUUUGGUAGCAUUAGGAAGUUAAUUUUUUUUUUUAUUAACAAAUUAAUUGUUGCUUACCUAUUUAUUCGAUCAGGAUAAAGUUUUAGCAAGAUUAAUAGCUAUAAAAAAGGCUUCUUUUCUCAAAAUUUCAAUACAAUAGUAACCUCAUUUCUAUAUUAAAAGUGGACACCAACGAAGUCGUUUUUUCUCGAUAAAUCAUCACUUAUUGCAGAAAAUUUAUCACUGAAAAAUCGGACCCCCUUAACCAUAUCUAAGAAGAUAUUUUAAGCAACAUUAUCAUUUAAGUUUUUCUAUUAAAUAUUUAGAAAAAAGUAGGUAGUCGGAGAAAAACGAGAAAAACAUCGAAAAUACGAACAACCUAAAUUGUUUAUAAACAAAGCUCUUUACAUUUUUGUGCCGGCGCGCAAAUUUAUUAAUGAUGUAUGUAAUUUUUACUAAUUUACUUGCAAAAAUCAGAUCUAUUCUAAACUAUCAAAAACAAAUGGUAAUUUUUCAGCUAAUUCGCCUGAACUGCUACUAUAAAAAAUGGUUAAAGGACUAUGCAGUCUGCUAUGUUGAAUUUGCUUCCUUAUAAGUUUUUAUACAUACAUAAUAUAUAGCAAUAUGUAAUUUUCAUUUUAAUUUUUUGUUAUUUUAUGUUAUUAUAUAGGCAGGUACUUAGCAUUUUAAUCUUUGAUUUAUAAAAAUAUAAAAAAUAGUAUUUGUUGCUUAUGAUUAAACAUUUAUACAUAUAAAAAUUAUUGUAGGUUCAUUUUCUAAAUACCAUAUGCCAAUAGUAAAAACAUUACUAAUACCCUAUUGUUGAAAACGAAACCUAAGGGGCAGUUGUGUAAAACAGCAUAAGCAGUACAAUACCUAGUGUUUUAGGUUCAAUAAUUUUUUUAAAAAAUGACUAGAUUCUGGCAUCUGUUACAGUUGUAGAUAAAUGGACUUCUUUUGCCGUUACCAUUAUUAUUAAAAAUACA
This is a messenger RNA of Agrilus planipennis (emerald ash borer), 3752 nucleotides long. RefSeq names its product lipopolysaccharide-induced tumor necrosis factor-alpha factor homolog. The record is from RefSeq and is a predicted model, not a curated record. Gene Ontology annotation, molecular function: zinc ion binding. The transcript has 4 exons. Bases 183 to 524 code for a protein of 113 amino acids. Lineage: Eukaryota; Metazoa; Arthropoda; Insecta; Coleoptera; Buprestidae.